CUAUCCACAUCAAUGGAUAAACUAAAUGACUCUGUUGUUUCUGAAUUUGUGUUGCUGGGACUUUCUGGUUCUUCAGAAAUGAGAGUUUUUCUCACAUUGAUAUUCUGCUUGCUGUAUUUAGGAACCAUCCUGGGAAAUCUUUGCAUUUUGUUUUUGGUGAUAUUUGAUUCACACCUACAUUCCCCCAUGUACUUCCUGCUGGCAAACCUGUCCCUCAUUGACGUGGGCUUUUCCUCUACCACAAUCCCCAAGAUGAUAUCAGACCUUUUAAGUGAAUACAAAGUGAUUUCUUUUCGAGGUUGUAUGGCACAGAUAUGCUUCAUUCACAUCAUAGGAGGAGUGGAGAUGGUGCUACUUAUAGCCAUGGCAUUUGACAGGUACAUGGCAAUCUGCAAGCCUCUUCACUACUUGAAAAUCAUGAGCCCUAAAAUAUGUGUUUCAUUUGUAAUCACUGCCUGGGUAACUGGGGUGAUCCAUGCUAUGUCUCAAUUUAUUUUUAUUGCACACUUGCCCUUUUGUGGCCCUAAUAAAAUAGACAGCUUUUACUGUGAUUUUCCCAGGAUCAUAAAACUUGCAUGCACAGAUGGGUACAAAUAUGAGUUUAUUGUUGCUGCCAACAGUGGGUUCAUGACCAUGGGCACCUUUUUCCUGCUGAUCCUUUCCUAUGUCUUCAUUUUGGUCACUGUCUGGAAACAUUCUUCAGGAGACUUAUCCAAGGCAUUUGUCACUUUGUCAGCUCACAUCACUGUGGUAGUUCUUUAUUUUACUCCAUGUAUGUUUCUCUAUGUGUGGCAUUUCUCCACAUCAUCACUUGACAAAUACUUGUUUAUUGUUGAUUUUGCUAUCACCCCUGUCUUGAAUCCUGCCAUCUAUACAUUAAGGAACAAAGACAUGAAGAUAGCAAUGAAAAGAUUGAGCAAACGAGGGUAUUACACCCAGUUUUGUUGA
Molecule: messenger RNA, 948 nt
Organism: Choloepus didactylus (southern two-toed sloth)
Lineage: Eukaryota; Metazoa; Chordata; Mammalia; Pilosa; Megalonychidae
Product: olfactory receptor 4F15-like
Exons: 1
Coding region: 13-948 (311 amino acids)
Biological process (GO): G protein-coupled receptor signaling pathway
Cellular component (GO): membrane
Molecular function (GO): G protein-coupled receptor activity; olfactory receptor activity
Source: RefSeq, a predicted model, not a curated record